UCCUGAUUCAGAACUUCAAUAUUACAGUGAUUAGUUUAUCAUACACUUACAUUUUCAAAAAAAAGAAAGUUUAUCAUACACUUCCUAAUGGGGAUAGAUUUGAAUAGGGUCACCAUUGUUGAGAUUGUACUUAGAGUUUUCAUAUUCUUAGUCUUCUUUAGGAUAUCAACUUCAGAUGAUCUACCUGCAAAUUUUGUAUUCGGAGAUUCUCUAGUUGAUGUUGGAAACAAUAACUACAUUGUUUCGUUCUCAAAGGCUGAUUUUUUACCCAAUGGCAUUGAUUUUGGAAGACCAACCGGGAGGUUUACUAAUGGAAGAACCAUUGUCGACAUCAUGGGUCAAGAAUUGGGUUGUGGCCUCACCCCACCUUAUUUGGAACCCACUACAGUUGGACCAGUGGUUCUGAAAGGUGUCAAUUAUGCCUCUGGUGGGGGUGGAAUUCUCAAUUUCACCGGAAAAGUCUUUGUGGGAAGACUCAACUUAGAUGCACAGAUUGACAAUUUUGCAAAUACCAGACAGGACAUAAUCUCUAACAUUGGACCUCCUUUGGCUCUCAAUCUAUUCAAAAAGGCAUUGUUUUCUGUAACAAUAGGCUCAAAUGAUUUCAUUAAUAACUACUUAACACCUGGAGUCACAUUUUCUGAGCAUGGUUUUUCAUCUCCAGAACUCUUUGUGGCCUCCAUGAUAGCAAGACUCAGAUUACAGCUCACAAGGCUAUUCAAUCUGGGAGCCAGAAAAAUUGUUGUGGCCAAUGUGGGGCCUAUUGGGUGCAUACCAAAUCAGAGGGAUACAAAUCCAACUGCAGGAGAUAGCUGUGUCACUUUCCCUAAUCAGUUAGCACAGUUAUUUAACAUCCAGUUGAAGGGUCUAAUUGCAGAGCUCAGUUCAAAUCUGGCAGGUUCAUUGUUUGUAUAUGCAGAUGUCAACCACAUAUUAGAAGAUAUACUCCAGAAUUAUGCAGCAUUUGGUUUUGAUAAUCCAUCUUCAGCUUGCUGUUACAUGGCUGGGCGGUUUGGGGGUCUGAUCCCGUGUGGUCCAACAUCAAAGGUUUGUUGGGACCGAUCAAAGUAUGUGUUCUGGGACCCUUACCAUCCUACUGAUGCUGCAAAUGUUAUCAUCGCUAAGCGCCUCUUGGAUGGUGGCUCUAGUGAUAUUUGGCCAAUGAAUAUUCGCCAACUUUAUCAAUUAUAAACUUGUUUCUUCUGCUGAAAAUGGGUGUUUAGAGAUUGAUUCCUUAGUAGAUUUACAUUUUCUGAUUAGUACAGGAAACAAUUAUAUUGAUAAAUGUCUAUAGCAAUUGAAGCAAAGAUGACAUUUGCUGCUAGGGAAUUGUCAAAGUGCCUCUUGAAACCUCAAAGCUGAAAUAUGGCUAACUGAUA
Molecule: messenger RNA, 1379 nt
Organism: Lotus japonicus
Lineage: Eukaryota; Viridiplantae; Streptophyta; Magnoliopsida; Fabales; Fabaceae
Product: GDSL esterase/lipase At4g16230-like
Exons: 5
Coding region: 88-1191 (367 amino acids)
Molecular function (GO): hydrolase activity, acting on ester bonds
Source: RefSeq, a predicted model, not a curated record